AUGGGGCUCAUAUUUGGUGGAGGUACAUUGCUCACAUUGCUCUGUGCAAUAUUCUUUGCGCAGGGGCGUGAGUUUUUAGGUAGAGAUGGCAGAUUAGUAUGCAACUGCGAUCCCGAAGAGGCAAACAACAUUUGCAGUGCAUUAGGCUCUGCAAAUCUGCACGUAGCGCACGAACGUUGUGACAAAUUCUACAAAUGCGCCAAUAGAAAGCCUGUUCCAUUUUGUUGUUCUGAAGGACUCUUUUACAAUCCGGUCAUCGAAGUGUGCGAUUGGCCUCACAACGUUGAUUGUGGAAAUAGAAUAACAGAUCAAGUUCACGAUCGCACCGAAUGUAACGACAAUGAAGGCGAUUGGGAAGGUGAAGACGACGGCAAUGAAAAUGAAAACACUUGCGACUGGGCCCCUAGUGAUGCGCCAUCACUUUGUGCCCUCCCAGCUAAUAAUGGUGGUCUCGUUCCGCACGAAAAUUGCAAUCAAUUUUAUCAGUGUGCGCACGGAAGGCCAGUGGCACAAACUUGUGCCGGCAAUCUUCUAUUCGAUACUUGCGCUAGGCGUUGUGAUUACCCUCACAAUGUAAAGUGCGGAAACCGGGCUAUCCCUGAAAAGGAUGAAAACCCUGGUAACAAUGAGAGUAAGGAAAGCGAUGACAAUGAGCAGACUUGUAAUUGCGAUCCAGCGGAGGCACCAGAGAUUUGUGCGCGACCUGGGUCUGAUAGUAUUCUCAUAGCUCAUGAAAUUUGCCAUAAAUAUUACAUUUGUCUUCACGGUCGUCCAAGGCCUAUGGUUUGUAAUAACAAUCUUUUAUUUAACCCUUAUACAAACCAAUGUGAUUGGCCGCAUAAUGUUGAAUGUGGUGACAGACUACUUUGUAAUUGCGAAGAUGGAAAUAACGAUAAAGAAUGUGAUGAAACCAAAAGUGAAGAAAGCAGCCCUGGCGAUGAUGGGCCUGGCGAUGAUGGAUCUGGUGGUGGUGGCGGAGGUGGCUCUUGCAACUGCGACCCCGGUGAAGCCCCAAGUAUUUGCGCUGCCGACGGUUCUGAUGGUGUUUUAAUCGCUCACGAAUAUUGCAAUAAGUUCUAUAAAUGUGACCAUGGACUACCAGUAGCAUUGAAGUGCCCAGGAAAUCUACUUUAUGAUCCGCAUCUAGAAAGAUGUGAAUGGCCUGAUACUGUCGAUUGUGGAGACAGAAUAAUUCCCGAUCCAGAAGACGGAGACAAUGGCGGCGAUGAUGGAUCUGGUGGUGGUGGAGGAGGCGGCGGUGGUGGUGGUGGCGGCGGCGGAGGCGGAGGCGGAGGCGGAGGCGGAGGCGGAGGACUCUUUUACAAUCCGGUCAUCGAAGUGUGCGAUUGGCCUCACAACGUUGAUUGUGGAAAUAGAAUAACAGAUCAAGUUCACGAUCGCACCGAAUGUAACGACAAUGAAGGCGAUUGGGAAGGUGAAGACGACGGCAAUGAAAAUGAAAACACUUGCGACUGGGCCCCUAGUGAUGCGCCAUCACUUUGUGCCCUCCCAGCUAAUAAUGGUGGUCUCGUUCCGCACGAAAAUUGCAAUCAAUUUUAUCAGUGUGCGCACGGAAGGCCAGUGGCACAAACUUGUGCCGGCAAUCUUCUAUUCGAUACUUGCGCUAGGCGUUGUGAUUACCCUCACAAUGUAAAGUGCGGAAACCGGGCUAUCCCUGAAAAGGAUGAAAACCCUGGUAACAAUGAGAGUAAGGAAAGCGAUGACAAUGAGCAGACUUGUAAUUGCGAUCCAGCGGAGGCACCAGAGAUUUGUGCGCGACCUGGGUCUGAUAGUAUUCUCAUAGCUCAUGAAAUUUGCCAUAAAUAUUACAUUUGUCUUCACGGUCGUCCAAGGCCUAUGGUUUGUAAUAACAAUCUUUUAUUUAACCCUUAUACAAACCAAUGUGAUUGGCCGCAUAAUGUUGAAUGUGGUGACAGACUACUUUGUAAUUGCGAAGAUGGAAAUAACGAUAAAGAAUGUGAUGAAACCAAAAGUGAAGAAAGCAGCCCUGGCGAUGAUGGGCCUGGCGAUGAUGGAUCUGGUGGUGGAGGUGGAGGCGGCGGUGGCGGUGGUGGUGGCGGCGGAGGCGGAGGUGGAGGUGGAGGUGGUGGAGGAGGUGGUGGUGGCGGAGGUGGCUCUUGCAACUGCGACCCCGGUGAAGCCCCAAGUAUUUGCGCUGCCGACGGUUCUGAUGGUGUUUUAAUCGCUCACGAAUAUUGCAAUAAGUUCUAUAAAUGUGACCAUGGACUACCAGUAGCAUUGAAGUGCCCAGGAAAUCUACUUUAUGAUCCGCAUCUAGAAAGAUGCGAAUGGCCUAAUACUGUUGAUUGUGGAGACAGAAUCAUACCUGAUUGUAAUGAAGAAGACGGCAGUGGAGGUGGAGGAGGUGGUGGUGGCGGCGGAGGUGGAGGUGGUGGAGGCUCUUGCAACUGCAAUCCCAGCGAAGCCCCAAGUGUUUGUGCUGCUGAAGGAUCUGACAGUAUCCUAAUAGCACACGAACAUUGCAAUAAGUUCUAUAAGUGUUUCAAUAAGCUACCGGUUCCGUUAAAUUGCCCUGAAGACCUUCUUUAUGAUCCACACUUAGAAAGAUGCGAAUGGCCUGGUACUGUUGAAUGUGGAGAUAGAAUAAUUCCUGAUAAGAGUGAUGAUCUUAACUUGUGUAUUAUAAAAGAACCGAAUGAUGUUAACAACAACACCAACGCUAGCCCCAGUGAAGUAAAAGCUAUUUGUGCAAGAGGUAAUGCAGAAGGCACGUUCGUUCCUCAUGAAAAUUGCAAUCAAUUCUAUACGUGCUCAAAUGGUAUUCCCGUUACUUUGACUUGUCCGAGCACUCUACUCUAUAACUUGCUUACCGAAAAAUGUGAUUGGCCACGCUACGUUGAUUGUGGAGAUAGAAAGCUCCAGGGAGACAACGGUAACGGAAACAACAAAGACGAAGAUACAACAGCUGUGAUCUGCUCGAAAAAAGAAUCCGAAGGCGUUUUAGUGGCUCACGAAGACUGCGAUAAAUUUUACAUGUGCUCAUCUGGAAAUCCCGUAACUCUUAAAUGUCCUUCGAACUUAUUCUUUAGCCCAAUCACCCAAACUUGUGAAUGGUCCAAGAAUGUCGAAUGUGGCACUAGAGUCGUUCCAGGCGAGGAAAACGUCAAUACUGGUCCUUGUAACUGUGAUCCGAAACAGGCAUUAUCUUUAUGUGCUCAAGAAGGUUCGAACGGGAAACUUGUAGCCCAUAAUGUGUGUAGCCACUAUCACAUGUGCGUCAGCGGUAAAACAUUAUCAUUCGCUUGUCCGUCUAAUCUUUUCUAUGAUCCUCAAAAGGAACGAUGCGAUUUUCCUACUAAUGUCAGCUGCGAAGGCCGUGUUGCACCAGUGUUCCUACCUCCACUUAACAAACAUUUGGAAGCACGACAAAAUAUCAGACACUACUUUUAAAGGGCUCUAUGAAAAACUUCUUGAAAAAUUUUAAUCGUUCAUUUUAAAUUAAAAUUAUGUUACAUCUCAUUAG
This is a messenger RNA of Bombyx mandarina (wild silkworm), 3505 nucleotides long. RefSeq lists its product as uncharacterized. Gene Ontology annotation, molecular function: chitin binding. Gene Ontology annotation, cellular component: extracellular region. The record is from RefSeq and is a predicted model, not a curated record. Lineage: Eukaryota; Metazoa; Arthropoda; Insecta; Lepidoptera; Bombycidae.